Messenger RNA from Phaedon cochleariae (mustard beetle), 1218 nucleotides. Lineage: Eukaryota; Metazoa; Arthropoda; Insecta; Coleoptera; Chrysomelidae. The record is from the annotation of a GenBank genome assembly.
AUGUUGACUCUGGAAGUGGUUCCUGAACGAUCCCUCGGUUGUGAACAAUGGGAAUUUGUUGUGGGGAUGCAUUUUUCCCAAGCAGUUGCAAUUAUUCAGUCACAAGUUGGAGUUGUAAAGGGUGUUCAAGUUCUUUACAGUGAUACAAAACCAUUAGAAGCUGACUUAGUUAUUAAUCUACCUCAAGAUGGUAUCAGACUUUUCUUUGAUCCUGUUUCACAACGACUGAAAAUUAUUGAAAUUUAUUCAAUGAAGUCAGUCAAAUUGAAGUAUUGUGGACUUGAAUUCAAUUCACCUGAAAUCUUACCAUCCAUAGAACAAAUAGAACAUUCCUUUGGAGCUACACACCCUGGAGUAUAUGAUUCUGAGAAACAACUUUUCAUGUUGAAUUUUAGGGGUCUCUCAUUUUACUUUCCAGUUGAAUCCAAAUUUCAGUGUGGUAGUACCCAUAAUCUGGGAUCUCUCCAAUUUCCUGCUGGUAGUUCCCCUUUGGUAUCUCGGAUGGCAAUCUACUGUGGAUCAAGUGUUGAUCAUGCAUAUGCUCCUGAGCUACCUCUUACUUGUUAUUAUGGGCAACUGUACCUUCAAAAGGCAGAGAUCAUUAGAGGUGAAUCAUAUACUAGAGGAUUGAAGUUGUACCUAUUGGCUGGUACCAAUAGUCGACUGAUAGAUUCAGUGAAGUUACUAUUUGAACGUGAAGUUCUUCUGGGGCAUUCUGCUCAAGAUGUGGCUUCUGCUCUUGGAGCUCCCUCAAAAGUUUUUUACAAGAGUGAGGACAAAAUGAGAAUACAUAGUCCAAAUGCACAUAGGAAAAUUAGCGCCACCAGAAGUGAUUAUUUCUUCAAUUAUUUCACUUUAGGAAUGGACGUCCUUUUCGAUGCAAAAUCUCAUUUAGUGAAGAAAAUCGUGCUGCAUACCAACUAUCCUGGCCAUUACAACUUCAACAUGUACAUGAGAUGCGAAUUCAACUUGUGUCUGGAUGAAACCAACAUCACGGCAUACAGUCACUGGGACGAUAUUUGUAAAAAAUUGACUCCCAGCGAAAGGCCCGUGGUUUUGAAUAGGGCUAGUUCCACAAAUACCACAAAUCCUUUUGGAAGUACACUCUGUUAUGGUUAUCAGGAUAUUGUAUUCGAGGUUAUGCCCAAUCACUACAUCGCAUCUAUGAGUAUGUAUGGUGAUGGUAGGUCCUACGAACUGGAAGGUGAACAUGCGUGA